AUGAGUCAUAUUCCUGAAGGUCACCAAGGCACGUCCAUUCAUCAUAUAUCAGUCAUUAAAGGAAGUUCUCAAAGUGCGUAUCGAUGUGAAAUUCUCAAUCGCGAAUUUAUGUUCAGUGAUCAGUUAGCAACUGUUAUCAGUGGAUUGUACGGACAUGAUAUUGCUGAACAUACGCAUUUUUAUGUUGAUCAUAAACGUGUUAAUCGUCAUUCACUGUUAGAUGAGCAUCAAGGCAAAGAUGUUCACGUUUACUACGCAGAUCAUAUUCAUGAUCCCAACAGAAUCGGUUCGUUCUCUGUUCCUGUGCUUGAACAUCAUCAAAUACCAAGACAUCAUGAAAGCGGCGUCAUUCAAUAG
Messenger RNA from Adineta ricciae, 357 nucleotides. The record is from the annotation of a GenBank genome assembly. Lineage: Eukaryota; Metazoa; Rotifera; Eurotatoria; Adinetida; Adinetidae.